CAUUCAGUCAAUACAGACCUUCAAACAACACAAACAAAAAACCUUUCAAAAUGUUCAAGUUGGUGGUAUUGUCUGCUCUCCUGGUCGUAGCUGCUGCUCGUCCCAGUCUCAUCGAAUCCCAUCCAGUGGUGUACUCGGCGGCACCCUCCGCCACUAUUGCCGUUCAUGAACCCGUUCUGACUAAAGUGGGCUCAGUGGUGAAGAGCAUCCCCACUGCCGUCUCCCAUCAAAGUCAAUCGAUUGUGCAUAGCUCGGCGCAUGUUGUUCAGGAUAUUGUUGCACCAGCUGUGAGAACUAGUGUUGUGGCUGCCCCCCCGACUGUGCUGAAGACUGCUGUUUCUCCGGCAGCAGUGCAGCUGCACUCUGCUCCUGUUCAUCACAUUGCCGCUGCCCCACUGUUGCAUCAUGCUCCAGUUGCGCAUUACUCCGCUCCACUGACCCAGUUGCAUGUUGCCUCACCACUCACCUAUACCGCCACUGGCUUGUGGUAAACGAUCUGAGAUUUAGACGAAUUUAGUUGGACUGCCUGUUUUUUAGAAAAUUUAUUUUAAUUGAUUUUUUUUUUGGUUUAUUUAUUUAUUGAAGA
Molecule: messenger RNA, 586 nt
Organism: Rhagoletis zephyria (snowberry fruit fly)
Lineage: Eukaryota; Metazoa; Arthropoda; Insecta; Diptera; Tephritidae
Source: RefSeq, a predicted model, not a curated record